Ostrinia furnacalis (Asian corn borer) is the source of this 522-nucleotide messenger RNA. RefSeq lists its product as hypothetical. The record is from RefSeq and is a predicted model, not a curated record. NCBI's taxonomy places the organism in Eukaryota, Metazoa, Arthropoda, Insecta, Lepidoptera, Crambidae. The transcript is spliced from 2 exons. Bases 65 to 433 code for a protein of 122 amino acids.
GCAUAUAAGCCGCGCCGAGCCCUUCCGAGCAUAGUCUGCUGCUAACCCUCCACACACCGACAAUAUGAAGGCUGCUCUGUGUGUUCUCCUGCUGGCCACGGCCGUCGUCUACGGCGCAGAAGAGAAGAAGAACGAGAAACGCGGCGUCCUCGGGCUGGGCUACGGGCUGGGCCACAGCGCGCCGCUGGUCAGCGCCGGCGUCUACGGCGGCCACGGCCUGGGCCUCUACAACCACGGCGUGGGCCUGGGCUACGGACACGGCCUCGGCUACGGACACAGCCUCGGCCUCGGCUACGGACACGGUCUUGGCCUCGGCCAUGGCUACUACGGCCACGGAAUCGCCUCCGCGCCCCUACUCAGCCACAGCGUGGCCUACAGCGCCCCCGUGCACUACGGAGCACCACUGCUGGGCUUGGGGCAUGGCUGGCAUUGAGGGUUAACAUGACAAUUGGAUGUUAGUGCCAAAUUAGUAAGCUUAGAGCGCUUGGUGUGUAAUAUUUUUAAUUAUACUGAUAAAAGUUA